UUCCCAUAAGCCAAGCUAGGAACUUGUGUGCCACUUCAAAUUUCUUAAUUAUUUUCUAAUUAAUUUUAUAUUAAUUGCUGAUAUUAUACUUAAUUACACUCUAAAGCAACUAUGGGAUGUCCUCAAGCACAGGAUGUUGCGUUUAGGCCUCUUGCUCAUUUCCCUCCAGACAUUUGGGGUGACCGCUUCGUUACUUUCUCCCUAGAAGACAAUUUGACGAUGGAAAGAUACGCAAAAGAGAUAGAAUCAUUGAAGGAAGAAGUUGGAAAGAUGUUAAUUUUGGAUGAUGAUGUUGAUUUUGGAAAGAAGAUGAGUUUGAUAGAUGUGGUUGAGCGUCUAGGAGUUUCCUAUUACUUUGAGAAUGAAAUCGAAGAGAUGUUGAACAACAUUUUCCAGGAGUUUGCUGCAAAGAAUUUCAAAACCGAGUAUGAUUUAUACAACAUUGCUUCACAAUUUCGCAUAUUCAGGCAACAUGGACACAAGAUGCCUUGUGAUGUACUCAACAAGUUUACAAAUAGUGAUGGCAAGAUCAAGGAUAGUCUAAGGAGUGAUAUAAAGGGCAUGGUGAGCUUGUAUGAAGCUGCACACUUAAGAGUACAUGGUGAACCUAUCCUAGACGAAGCGUUCAAUUAUACGAUCGAUGUCCUUAAGUCAAGUGCAUCAUUUUCGGAGCAAGCUCGUCAUGCAUUGAAGCAAGUAUUGCAUUUUGGCAUUCAAAGGGUGGAGACUCGCCAUUUCAUCUCCUUCUACGAGGAAGAUGAUUCUCGAAACGGAACGCUUUUGAGACUUUCAAAGAUUGAUUUCAAUAGGGUGCAACUACUGUAUCGUCAAGAAUUGAGCCAAAUCUUAAGGUGGUGGCACGACUUAGAUUUCAAAAACAGGCUACCUUAUGCAAGACAAAGAAGUGUGGAGUGCCAUUUUUGGUCAAUAGCUAUGUACUACGAACCUCAAUACUCUUUUGCUAGAUUGCUACUUAGCAAAGUUCUCCUUGUCAUUUCGAUAUUAGAUGAUUCGUAUGAUGCAUAUGGAACGUUCGAGGAACUGGAGCUCUUAACACAAGCAUUCGAGAGGUGGGACUUGAAUGCUAUGGAGCAAUUCCCUGCAGACUACAUGAAAUUAGUUUUCCAGUUUGUAUACAACACGUAUAAUGAGUUUGCGAAAGAGAUGACGGAGCAUGAUAAACCAUUUGCAGCUCAAUUUGCAAAAGACCGCGUUAUGGAUCUGAUAAGGAGCUACUACACCGAGGCGAAAUGGUAUAAAGCAAAAUAUGUGCCAACUUUUGAGGAAUACAUGGUGAAUGCGAGAAUAACAGGGGUUGCUCAAAUCAUUAGCACCUCCUCAUUGAUGGGAAUGGAAGAAAUUAUUCAAGUCAAACCAUUUAAACGGAUCAUACAAGCUCCUAAGGCUAUUCGAGCAUGUGAAAUCAUUGGACGCAUCAUGGACGACAUUGUUAGUCACGAGGAGGAGCAAGCAAGAGGGCACGUUGCAUCGGGAGUGGAAUGCUAUAUGAAAGACUAUAACAAGAGUAGAGAAGAAGUGGUUAAAAUAUUUAACAAAAUGAUAGAAGAUGCAUGGAAAGAAUUGAAUGAGGAGUUGUUAAUCAAGUCUAACCCAAGUGAUGACGAUCUUCCAAAGCCGGUUCUCAAACGAGUUCUUAACCUAGCUCGUGUGGUGGAUGCCUUGUACAAGGUCAUUGAUGGCUACACUUACUCAGCUAAACUUAUCAAGGACGACAUUAUCUCAACCUAUGCUAGCCCUAUUCCCCUUUGAAGAAAUCCAAUUUUAUCAUACAAAUAAACUUUCUACUUAUUUCUAUUAAUGUUUUAUGAAUUAGUUUGCUGAUUAAGAAUAAUGUAACUGACCGGUGAUGUGGUUGCUACUUAUGUGUGUGUAAUGUUUUUAUUUUUGGAAGGAAUGUGUGUGUAA
Spinacia oleracea (spinach) is the source of this 1926-nucleotide messenger RNA. RefSeq names its product valerianol synthase TPS8-like. Gene Ontology annotation, molecular function: terpene synthase activity; magnesium ion binding. The transcript is spliced from 7 exons. Lineage: Eukaryota; Viridiplantae; Streptophyta; Magnoliopsida; Caryophyllales; Amaranthaceae. Bases 112 to 1770 code for a protein of 552 amino acids. The record is from RefSeq and is a predicted model, not a curated record. Gene Ontology annotation, biological process: diterpenoid biosynthetic process.